UAAGCGGUUUUAUUAAAUAUGUAUUUUUUUCUUAACUAAGGCAUUCUUUAAUGUAAUUAGGCCCCGUUAAUAACGUAUACAAAAUGUUGAGGUAAAAAACGAGAAAUGCAUGUAUAGAUACUUUUUUUUCUUUAAAGCUGGUGAACUGCUUUCCCGUUUUGCCUGCUAAAAUAAAAAUGGCGUUUGUUGUUUUCAAUGGGAACGAUAUAUAUUUUUGUUUGUUGAUGCAUGGUAUACACCAACAAUUUUGUGUCACAUAUGUCAAAAUCAGCGUGGCAUUUUUUUCUGUACCAAAUAUUCCACUUUAGAUGCUUGUAGUUCUAUUUACUAGUAAGUAAACGCUGGUAGUACUUAGCACAAACACCAAACAUGUCUCAGAGAACUGAUUAUUUAUCGUGGGAAGAUUACUUUAUGGCAACAGCACUGCUCACAUCACAACGAAGUAAAGAUCCGGUCACGCAAGUAGGUGCUUGUAUUGUUGAUAAAGAUAACCUCAUACUAGCAGUAGGAUACAAUGGGUUUCCAAGAAAUUGUAAUGACGAGGAAUUUCCUUGGUGUAAGGACAAAGAAAAUCCUUUUAAUGACAAAAAGAUGUAUGUAGUACAUGCUGAAGCGAAUGCAAUACUGAAUAAAAACAGUGCAAACUUGACUGGAGCUUUACUAUAUACAACGCUAUUUCCUUGUAACGAAUGUACAAAAAUCAUUAUUCAAUCUGGAAUUAAAGAAGUAAUUUAUGUUUCCGACAAACAUCAUGAAAAACCUACUUAUCAUGCUUCUAAAAGGAUGCUCGAUGCAGUGGGUAUAAAACAUAGGCGUUAUACACCGACGAAAAAGAAAAUUGUUCUAGAUUUCGACUUGUUUGCUGGUGAAGAAGAAACAAUUGACUUAAGCAAACUUAAGAUAACCUUGGACAAAUAAAAAAACUGGAAAAAUAAAUUUAUAAAAAUAAACUAUGAGACAUGAGACUAGAACGUCUCGCACUUAUUGCUAUGAGAAAUUUUUUAAUUGUUUUACAGAAAACAGGCUGCUAGGCUGAAAGGGUCUGAGAUUUAAAUAUAUGUACCAUGUAGUCCCUUGAUUGGGCCAUGGGUGCGAAAUUUAUUGUUU
Molecule: messenger RNA, 1107 nt
Organism: Episyrphus balteatus (marmalade hoverfly)
Lineage: Eukaryota; Metazoa; Arthropoda; Insecta; Diptera; Syrphidae
Product: probable deoxycytidylate deaminase
Exons: 3
Coding region: 370-918 (182 amino acids)
Biological process (GO): dUMP biosynthetic process; dTMP biosynthetic process
Cellular component (GO): cytoplasm
Molecular function (GO): dCMP deaminase activity; zinc ion binding
Source: RefSeq, a predicted model, not a curated record